AUGGCUUCCAGUCCCAUUACGCCGGCUAUGCCGCCGCCGGCGGGUCAGACAUCCAACUUCGUUGACCCGCCGUACAUUGGGACCAAGUUUCUCGUUGUGAAUUGUGUUUUUCUGCCGUUGGCUGCUGUUGCGUUAUUUGUGAGGACGUGGACUCGUUUAUUCAUUGUUCGCAGCUUUGGCUCUGAUGACUAUCUUAUGAUUAUUGCCCUUCUUUUAUCAUGCGUUCUCACAGCUGUCACACUAGAAAUGCUUAAUUGGGGUCUUGGGAAGCACAUGUGGGAUGUGCCCAUCCAAUACGUAUCGCCAAUGUUUGCAAAGCUAAACCUAAUCUCCGCGAUAUUCUACUGCGCCGCGACCGGCUUCACGAAAUGCUCCGUUCUUGUAUUCUACCUCCGCAUAUUUCCGAGUCGCAACUUCCAUAUCGCUGUCUGGGCCACGGUCUUUAUCGCCGUAGGAUACAGUUUGGCUAGUGUGCUCGUCAACGUUUUCAGCUGUUCCCUCAUUGCGAAAUCCUGGGAUUCGACGAUUACAACCGGAAACUGCAUCAAUCGUCCUGUCUUUUACUUUGCGAACGCUGGACUGGGAAUUUUUACCGACUUCGCGACAGUUGUGGUUCCGAUACCAUGGCUGCGCCGAUUACAAAUGCCUAUGCGACAGAAGAUUGCUGUCAGUGCUAUUCUAGCAAUGGGUUGCUUCGUCGGAGUUGUCAGCUGCAUUCGGCUGUCAUCACUCUAUACCCUUCUAACCAGUACCGAUCUAACAUGGGCAACGACUGACGCCUUGAUGUGGUGUACAAUCGAAUUAAACCUGGGAAUUUUCGGUGGAUGCGUGACAGCCAUUCGACCCUUUGUCCGACGAUACUUCCCUCGUCUGCUGGGUCUAUCGGCAUCAGACAAUACCUUCAAAUCUCGCAAAUACGGCCACCAACUGGGCUCCCUUCCUUUGAGUGAACGUCCUAAUUUUACAGGGCGCAGUCAUGGUCAGUACUCUGCGACCCUCACGACGCACGGCCAAAUCCUCGAUAAUGACAGUGAAGAACACAUCUUAUCGCCAGGGGCUAAUAGGCAGAAAGACGUGGACGGAAUCAUCCACACGGUCGAAUUCGAUGUGGAGAAUUCGAGUUCACAUGUCCGGCUGAACUCGGCAAAGCCGGAUGUAAAUAAUAGGAAUGAUGCAUGA
Messenger RNA from Penicillium antarcticum, 1179 nucleotides. RefSeq lists its product as uncharacterized. The transcript is spliced from 8 exons. NCBI's taxonomy places the organism in Eukaryota, Fungi, Ascomycota, Eurotiomycetes, Eurotiales, Aspergillaceae. The record is from RefSeq and is a predicted model, not a curated record. The coding region runs from base 1 to 1179 and encodes 392 amino acids.